This is a messenger RNA of Amphibalanus amphitrite, 4271 nucleotides long. RefSeq names its product chaoptin-like (gene chp). The record is from RefSeq and is a predicted model, not a curated record. The coding region runs from base 249 to 4118 and encodes 1289 amino acids. Gene Ontology annotation, molecular function: protein binding. NCBI's taxonomy places the organism in Eukaryota, Metazoa, Arthropoda, Thecostraca, Balanomorpha, Balanidae. The transcript is spliced from 7 exons. Gene Ontology annotation, cellular component: extracellular matrix.
UGUCGCGCGAGGAAACCCCUCGCGGCGGUCACGUGCGUAAUCCCGUGCCCCGCGCCGCUCGCGCCGUGAGCCUGUUAGCGGUCUCGGAGGUCGAUCCAAUUAAGCCGCGCUCGGCCCAACUCGGGUCGGCUGUCGGAAUCGACAGACGACGUCGGCGAGUCGCCGCGGGCCGCACACCCGUCCGUCCGUCCGUCCGGUACGCGGCGGGCACCGGCUGGUCAGAGAGGGAGGCCCCAGAAGGCAACAGUAUGCAAGACACCGAUCGUCUGCUGGUCGUCUCGGCCAGUCUGACGCUCAUCUCUCUGCUGCUGCUGCUGUGGGCCGGCUCUACGGGCGCCGCCGACCCCGCUGCUGCCGUCACCUCCCCUCCUCCUCCUCCUCCACCUGCGGUGCCGAGCUCAGACCGGCGCCGGUCGCUGCUCUCCCCGCGGCGCCGCUACCCGCCGUGCCAGUUCAACCCGCAGUGCAGCUGCAGUAACUCCGGCCCCGACCUCGGACUGGUCGAGUGCGACGGCGUGCGCAUGGUGCACGUCCCCACCGCCAUCAACACCACCAAGGUGUUCUCACUGACACUGCGCGACAACGGACUAGGGGAGAUCGACGAAGAUCGGUUCUUCAUGGCGCGUCUGUGGCGGCUGGCAGUGCAGGAUAACGAACUCAGAUCGGUGCCAGGCCGCGCCUUCAGCGGCCUGGAGCGCUCUCUGUGGCAGCUGGACCUCAGCGGUAACCGGCUCACCCGGGUGCCGCACCAGGCCGUGCGGUCGCUCAGCAACCUCCGCCUGCUCGACCUGUCACAUAACCGCAUAUCGACGGUCCGUCGGAGCGACCUGCAAGGCCUCGAGUCGCACCUGGAGACGCUCGUAUUGGCCGGCAACUUUCUGCGCCAGCUGCCCGCAGACCUGGUGAACGGCCUCGGCGUCCUCCAAGAGCUCGACCUGUCCACGAACGUGCUGACCACGCUGCCGGCCGGCUGCCUGUCCGGCGCGCCGCGACUCACUGAGGUUAACCUCGCCGGUAACCUGCUCACCGAACUGCCGUACGCGGCGCUGAAGGGGACGCCCGUGACGACUGUCCUUCUCGGAGGGAACCUCAUCAACGACACCAGGUCGGUGGCCAGCCAGGAGGGCGGCGAUGGCCCCCAGCUACAGCUGCAGGUGCUCGAUCUGAGCGAGAACCGCAUCAGCUACCUGCCCGAGUCCGCCUGGAGCGACUUCGCGCAGCUGGACUCGCUCACACUGCGAGGAAACCAGCUGGAGGAGGUUGACGAGGCGGCGUUCGAGUCGGCACCGGCGAUCCGUGAGCUGUACAUGUACGACUGUUCGCUGCGCGCGCUGGAGAACAACACCCUCGUACCGCUGGCCGGCUCACUGCGUGUGCUCGACCUCGGCUACAACCAGCUGACUGAGUUCCCCUGGCACACUCUGCCCGAAGGACUUGAGACCCUCGCGCUUAACGACAACCGACUAGCUCACAUCUCCGCUGAGGAGCUGAACCGCCUGGGCAAUCUGCAGAAGCUGAAUCUGCUCGGUGAGUCGAUGGGCGAGCUGAACGUGAGCGCGCUGACUCUGGACCUCCGUAAUGUCGGCCUGAGCGCGCUGCCCAGCCGGCGACUGACGGCCGAGCAGACGGACGGCGUCGGGGAGUCCGUGCGGAAGCUCUACCUCGGCCAGAACCGUCUGGAGGCCAUUGACGCAGACGCCUUCAGUGGCUGCCCGAUUCUAAAACACCUGGACCUCUCGCACAACCGGAUCGGCGAGCUGAACGCGGCUGCGUUCGAGAAGCUCGGCCCCAGCCUAGAGAGCCUGAUCGUGUUCGAUGGCUACUCGGCAAACGAGUUCCCGGCCGAUCAGCUACAGUACCUCACCAGUCUGAAGACGCUCGACUUCUCUGGCAACCGUAUCGCCACGCUGCCAGCCGAGUCGUUCUCCACGAUGCGCGACCUGAGACAUCUGGUGUUAGAACACAACCGCGUAACUCAACUGGACACGGAGCUGUUCAACGCCGACAACACACCCAGCCUGCACACUGUGCACCUCGACUUCAACCAGGUCUCUGGAGUUGGCGCCGGCACGUUCCGCCAUCUCGAGGCGCUGCAGGAGGUGCGUCUCGCCGACAACGCGGUCUCCUCGCUCUCGGAGGGAGCCUUCAGCGACCUGGCCCAGCUGCGAGCGGUGUCACUGGACGGUAACCGGCUCACGGAGCUGCCGGACAGCACGUUCAGCGGUCUGCCGCGCGCCAGCCGCAUCUCACUCGCCCACAACCAGCUGACAGCACUGAACCUGGACGCCUUCGAUCAGGUGGGCACCCUGGCCAGCCUGCAGCUGGACGCCAGCCACAACCAAAUCGUCGCGCUCGACAUGGAGCGCGAGUACUGGCAUAGCUUCACCAGCUUCGAGUACCUCGACCUCAGCCACAACCGGAUCGGAUACAUGACCGGCAAGUUCUUUGAAACGAUGCGCUCGUCGCUCACACACGCGUCACUGGCGCAUAACAACAUCACCAACAUCACGAGGGAUGUGUUCGGAUUCAUGCCUUACAUCCAGCUGCUUGACCUCAGCGACAACGCCAUCGAUUACAUCGACUACGACUCACUGCGCAGCGCCGUUAACUUACAGACACUCAACGUGUCGCGCAACAACCUGACUGAGCUGCCAGCCGAGCUGGUCCAGAACCUGGUCAGUUUCCGCGUCCUAGACGUCUCACACAACCACCUCACCGAGCUACCGGCGAACCUGUUUCGCCGGACGGCGCUCCAGAUCCUGCGCGCCUCCCACAACAACCUCACCACCUUCCCGGGCGACUGUCUGAGCCGCGUCGGUGACACGCUGUGCGAGCUGGACCUCAGCCACAACCGGAUCGCCAUCCUCACUGAUGACCUGCUGCACCGGCUCGGCCAUCUCGCCCGGCUCGACCUCUCCCACAACCGGAUUCUGUCGGUGGAGGCGGGUGCCCUCCGCGGCGUCCGCUCGCUGCGCCGACUCGACCUCUCUGGUAACCCGCUCGGCGACCUGUCGGCGGCCGCCGCGCUGCGCGACCUGCCCGAGCUCCGCCGGCUGCGGCUGGCCAACGCCUCGCUCACCCGGUUCCCCACCGUGUCGGCCUACACCCUGGAGGAGAUGGAUGUCUCCGAGAACGCCAUCAUCUCGCUGCGCGCCGAGGCGUUCUCGAACCUGACGUCUCUCCGGCGUCUGGACCUGGCCGCCAACCGCCUCACGGUCGUGGACCGCAGCGUCUGGAGCAUGCUCUCCGACCUGCGCAUCCUCAGUCUGAGCGGCAACCCCUUCAGCAACGUCUCCCAGCUCAGCCUGGAGGGUCUGGAGCAGCUCACUGAGCUGGACCUCUCAGACAUCGACACCAGCGAGAUGCAGCCAGACCUGCUGACGCCGCUCGAAUCGUUAACACAUCUGACAAUCAGCAUCAACGACAUCACUAGCAGCCCCAUCUCCAGCGACGGUGAUGACGACAGCGGCCUGCCGGCUCUCCUGCGGCGGCGGCCAAGCCUGCGUCACCUGCACGUGCGCCUGAACGGGACGCUGACGUCCGAGCUGGACGGCGAGCUGGGUCACCACCUGUGUAACAUCACCAUCAGCGGGCCAGCCGCCGACGGGAUCGCAGCCGGCGCGCUCAAGCGUGUCACCUGCCACCACCUGCACCUGGUGCUGGGCGAUGUACCGCGGCAGUUCCGGCUGCCGGCCGCCGUGUUCCAGUCCCUGGACCCGGCCGUGCGCUACGUGUCGGUACGGACGGACGGCCCGGUGGCGCUCGGGCGGCCCUUCACCAGCGAGCACCCGGGCCGCGCCGGCUCCGUGUUCCUCACCGACCUGAGCCUGGACGGAGACGGAUGGAGCUGCGACUGCUCCGAGACCGGCAUCGGGUGGGUGGAGCAGUGGUUGAGCGUCUGGCGCCACAACUACUGUCCCCAAGGCGACGACGACGACUUCCAGUGUCAGGAUACGAUCCGACGUCUGAGAAGGGCUCGCUGCUCCAGCGGCAAAUCUGUGCUGGCCGCGCUCAGCUCUGACGUCGAGUGUCACAGCAACGGCGCUGCGACGAUCAGCGCCGCCGCACUGCUGCUCACCGCAGCCCUGACGCUCCUAGCUGCCAGCGCCACCUACUAAGCAGAGCUUCGCCGAUUCACCACGGUGGCAGCAUGUCAGUGAUACGGCAGCUUUGCCUCUGGAAACGGUUGUGUGGGCGAAUGGAAAUCAAACGAUACGCCGUUAUGUUGUGCUUAUCCAGGUUUUUGAAUAAAGCUUAUGGAGAAACUUGAA